This is a messenger RNA of Melanotaenia boesemani (Boeseman's rainbowfish), 6636 nucleotides long. RefSeq names its product ATP-binding cassette, sub-family A (ABC1), member 3b (gene abca3b). The coding region runs from base 305 to 5431 and encodes 1708 amino acids. Gene Ontology annotation, cellular component: membrane; intracellular membrane-bounded organelle. Gene Ontology annotation, molecular function: ATP binding; lipid carrier activity; ATP hydrolysis activity. The record is from RefSeq and is a predicted model, not a curated record. Gene Ontology annotation, biological process: transmembrane transport; lipid transport. The transcript has 31 exons. NCBI's taxonomy places the organism in Eukaryota, Metazoa, Chordata, Actinopteri, Atheriniformes, Melanotaeniidae.
UGAAUUUACAGGCUUAUCCAGCCGCUGGUGCUAUGUCAUAACCUCGCUAGCAGGCAGCAAACUGGAGGGGAUAAAGCUGGAUCGGGCAUCCUUUGCCUCACCCAAUGUAGUCGAGCAUCGAUGGUGUCGGUGGAGCAAAAAGCCCUGCAGUAAUGUUUUUGAUACCAAAUUAAGACAAUAAGGACGAGCUUUUUUCACCUCGACCGACUGGAGAGAGAGGGACCACGGCUCGUACAAUUCAUGUACCAAAACCCCUUGUUUAUGAGGAUCUGUGGAAAGUUUCCUGGGCUGUGUCCUGUUUAAAAUGGCCAUCCUGAGACAAUUUGGACUGCUGGUGUGGAAAAAUUAUCUUCAGCAGAAACGUCAGAUCCUGGUAACUCUGGUGGAGAUACUUCUUCCCCUGCUUUUCUCUGGCAUCCUCAUAGUGCUGCGCCAGAAGGUUACUUUUAAGGACUACCCAAAUGCCACAAUCUACGAGAGCUACUCUGUCGACUAUCUCCCUAAAACAUUCCUGCGAAGCUUACAGCUGGCAUAUGUCCCUAGUAACUCCAGUGUGGUGCGUCAAGUGGCAGAGGAUGUGCGAGAAAGCCUGGUUCUGUCUGCAGUCCGUGGCUUUGAGACGGAGGAGCAGUUUGAGAACUACGUGAGAAAUGACCCUCUGUCAGGAAAGCUGCUGGCUGCUGUUGUGUUUGAACACCCCUUCACUCAUGAUGAUGAACCCUUGCCACUGAAGGUGAGCUACCACCUGCGCUUCACCUUCACCCCCCGUAACGCCCCACCAAAAGAGAAGUCAGAGCUGAACCCGAACAGUGACCUGGACUGGCACACGCUCAGCCUCUUUCCACUUUUUCAGCUUCCAGGGCCACGAGAACAAUAUGACAAGGAAGGAGGCACACCGGGCUAUUUCCGUGAGGGCUUCCUGGCAGUGCAGCAUGCAGUGGAUCGAGCCAUCAUGCGCUCCUACAACAGAACUGCUGCUGUACCCCUGCUGCGACAGGUCAGGGUGGUCCUAUCACGCUUUCCUUACCCUGCUUUUAUAUAUGAUGUCUUCAUACUGGCUAUUCAGAACCAGCUGCCCCUUCUGCUGGUACUCAGCUUCACCUACACUUCCCUCAACAUAGUGCGAGCUGUGGUGCAGGAAAAAGAAAGGAAGCUUAAGGAGUACAUGAGGAUGAUGGGACUCAGCAACUGGCUCCAUUGGAGUGCCUGGUUCCUGAUGUUCUUCCUCUUCCUCUCCAUUUCAGUCUUUUUUGUUACUCUGCUUCUUUGUAUCCAGGUGAGCCCUAACGGGGCUGUGUUGACCUACAGUGACCCCACACUAGUCUUUGUCUUCCUGCUGCUCUUCACUGUGGCCACCAUCAACUUCAGCUUCAUGAUCAGUGCCUUUUUCUCAAGAGCCAACGUGGCGGCAGCAGCAGGAGGCUUCAUGUAUUUCCUCAGCUACCUGCCUUAUUUGUUCCUGUGGCCACGCUAUGACUUACUAAGCCAUGCCCAGAAGGUGUCAGCCUGCCUUAUCUCCAAUGUGGCCAUGGCCAUGGGAGCACAGCUCAUAGGAAUGUUUGAAGGCAAAGGUACAGGAAUCCAGUGGUCAAACUUGUUUGACCCUGUGACGGUGGAUGAUGACUUCUCCCUGGCCCAGGUUUUGUGCUUGCUGCUGUUUGACUCUGUGCUGUAUGGACUGGUGGCCUGGUACAUGGAGGCAGUUUUUCCUGGGGAGUAUGGAGUGCCUUUGCCAUCUUACUUCUUUUUACUGCCUUCAUACUGGUGCAGCAGCCCUCGCAUGGCUUUGGUGAAUGAGAAGGAGGAAGAGGAGGAUGCAGAAAAGGCCCUGAAAGGAGAGUUUAUAGAGGAGGAGCCAGCUGGGCUUGUCUCUGGGAUAAAGAUUAAACAUCUUACUAAGGAGUUCAAAGUGGGAAACAAGACUCGACAAGCUGUACAAGAUCUGACACUGAACAUGUUUGAGGGACAGAUCACAGUGGUGCUGGGACACAAUGGUGCUGGGAAGACCACAACACUAUCCAUGCUUACAGGCCUGUUUCCUCCCACCAGUGGCCGGGCCUAUAUCAACGGUUAUGAUAUUUGUCAGGACAUGGCUCUGAUCCGACGGAGUCUGGGACUCUGUCCUCAGCAUGACGUAUUGUUUGAUAACCUUACAGUGAGAGAGCACCUCCUCUUCUACACACAGUUAAAAGGCUACUCAAAAGAAAAGAUUCCAGAAGAGGUUGAUCGGAUCAUCCGCAUCCUGAACCUUGAGGACAAGCGGCAUGCUCGCUCUAAGACCUUAUCUGGUGGCAUGAAGCGAAAGCUUUCUAUUGGCAUUGCCCUCAUAGGAGACUCAAAGGUUGUUAUGCUUGAUGAGCCCACUUCAGGUAUGGAUCCGUCUGCACGACGUGCUACCUGGGACCUUCUGCAGGGGGAAAAACGUGGUCGCACCAUCCUGCUCACCACCCAUUUUAUGGAUGAGGCUGACCUGCUUGGUGAUCGUAUUGCCAUCAUGGCAGGAGGAGAGCUGCAGUGCUGCGGGUCACCACUCUUCCUCAAGAACAAAUAUGGUGCUGGCUACCACAUGGUGAUAGUUAAGGAUGCUCUUUGCAAUGUGUCCGAGAUCACCCGCCUUGUUCACAUGUAUGUUCCAAAUGCUACACUGGAGAGCAGUGCUGGAGCUGAGCUCUCUUAUAUUCUACCUAAAGAGAGCACCAGCAGGUUUGAACUAUUGUUUGCUGAGCUGGAGAUGAACAGAGAGGAGCUGGGCAUUGCCAGCUUUGGAGCCUCAGUGACCACAAUGGAGGAGGUUUUCCUCAGGGUAGGAAAACUGGUAGACUCUAGUUUAGACAUACAGGCUAUCCAGCUGCCAGCCCUUCAGUACCAGCAUGAGAGGCGCUCCCAUGACUGGACCACAGAUGAUGCCAGCAGCAUCAGCGGCCUCACUGAUGUCACCGACUUCACAGACAGUGGCACACUCAUCUCAGAGGACUGCUCAAAUAUCAAGUUGAACACUGGGAUGAGACUACAUCUGCAACAGUUCUAUGCCAUGUUCCUGAAGAGGGCACUGUAUAGCUGGAGAAACUGGAAGGUCAUGGUAGCACAAUUCCUGGUCCCUUUGAUUUUCACAGUUGUGGCCUUAGUUGUGGCACACACCUUUCCCAGUCACCAGGAUGCUCCCCAGCUGAGGUUCGCACUCAAUCGCUAUGGUCCCACCAGGGUCCCUGUGGCCCUGCAGCCUGGUGCAGGUCCCCUUGCCUCUGCCUUGGCAGACACAUACACAUCCCAGCUCUCCACCCAGCUUGGUGAACUCAUCAACAUAACAGACUUCACUGAUUACAUCCUUAACCAGCUAAAGGAAGAAGGCGGCAGCUUUAAUGAGCGGUGUGUGGUGGGUGCCACCUUCCGUGGCAGCAGCCGCCAGUAUGCAGAAGCAACAGCCUACUUCAACAAUCAGGGCUACCACACACCUGCUACAGCCCUCAUGAUGGUGGACAAUGCUCUCUUCAAACUUCUUGCUGGGCCUAAUGCUUCCAUACAGACAGGCAACUUCCCCAUGCCACGCAACCUGUCUGAGGCUGCACGGAGCCAGCUCACAGAGAGUAAGACCGGGUUUGCCAUUGCCAUCAACCUAAUGUAUGGCAUGGCCUCCCUGUCCAGCACUUUUGCAUUGCUGCUGGUAACGGAGUCCUCUAUCAAGUCUAAGCAUGUGCAGCAGGUCAGCGGCGUCUACUUGUCAAACUUCUGGUUUUCCGCCCUGCUGUGGGACCUGGUCAACUUCUUGCUGCCCUGCCUCCUCAUGCUGGUGGUAUUUCAGGCAUUUGGAGUAAAGGCUUUUGUGGAGCACAACCACCUUGUAGAUGUGCUGUUGUUACUGCUGCUGUAUGGCUGGGCAGUUGUGCCUCUGAUGUACCUGCUCAGCUUCCUCUUCUCCACUGCUGCUACCGCCUACACACGCCUCACCAUCUUCAACAUGAUCUCUGGCACUGCUACCUUUCUGGCUGUCACCAUCAUGACCAUCCCAGAACUGAACUUGCAGGACAUGUCACACUUACUGGAUAAAGUUUUCCUGAUCUUCCCAAACUAUUGCCUGGGCAUGUCUUUUAGCCAGUUCUACCAGAACUACGAAUACAUCUCAUUUUGCACCUCCAGUCCUGUCAGCCGCGUAAUCUGCAAAUACUUAAACAUCACAUACCAGACAAACUACUUCUCAAUGUCAGAGCCUGGUGUUGGGCGCUUUCUCGUGGCCUUCUCCGUGCAGGGUGUUGUCUUCAUCAUUCUGCUGUUUGUCAUCGAGUUGCAGUGUAUCCGCACUGUCUGGCGACUCCUCACUUCCCUGUGCAGAAGACGCAAACAGUUGCCUCUUAUAGAGGAUGCAGCAUUCCAACCAGAGGACAGAGAUGUGGCUGAUGAGAGGAAGAGGGUUCUGGAGUGCCAGCCGAUGGUGGAGUCUAUGGUUGGGAGCCCCCUCAUAUUGCAGGAGCUCAGCAAGGUGUACAGCAGCGGGGAAAGUCUUCUGGCUGUGGACAGGCUGUCUCUCGCUGUAGGAAAAGGAGAGUGUUUUGGCCUCCUGGGCUUUAAUGGGGCAGGGAAGACCACAACGUUUAAGAUGCUGACAGGCGAUGAGAGUGUUACAUCUGGGGACGCAUACAUUGAUGGAUACAGCAUCUUGAGGGACAUUAAGAAGGUUCAGCAGCGCAUAGGUUACUGUCCUCAAUUUGAUGCCGUCCUGGACCACAUGACAGGAAGAGAGACUCUGUGUAUGUAUGCCAGACUCAGAGGAAUACCAGAGAAAUAUGUGUCUGGCUGUGUGGAGAAUGUCCUGAGAUCACUGCUGCUUGAACCUCACGCUGAUAAACUAGUCCGCAGCUACAGUGGCGGUAACAAGCGUAAGCUGAGCGCAGGCAUGGCUCUGAUUGGUGGGCCUCCUGUUAUCUUCUUGGAUGAACCUUCAACGGGGAUGGACCCUGUGGCCAGGAGGCUGUUGUGGGAUGCUAUUACACGCACGCGAGAGUCUGGCAAGGCCAUAAUUAUUACAUCUCACAGUAUGGAGGAGUGUGAGGCCCUGUGCACCAGGCUGGCAGUGAUGGUCAACGGUCAGUUCAAGUGCCUUGGGAGUCCCCAGCAUCUAAAGAGCAAGUUUGGCAGCGGAUACACCCUGCUGGCUAAAGUCCAUGUAGAGGCUGAGUUGGAGGACAGCGACCUGCUGCUUUUUAAAGACUUCAUCGAAAGCACCUUCCCAGGAAGUCAACUCAAAGAUGAGCACCAGGGAAUGGUGCACUACCAUUUGACUGACAAAGCACUAACAUGGGCACAGGUGUUCGGCACUUUGGAGGCAGCCAAAGAGAAAUACCACAUUGAAGACUACUGUGUGAGCCAGAUAUCACUUGAACAAGUGUUUCUCAGCUUUGCCCAGUUCCAGCACUGCACUCAGACUGGGAGCAAGUAGGAGACGGGAAUCUGUCCAUCGUCCACUUUCUGCAGUGCGUAUGUAUAAGCUGUGUAAAAGGACUGAACACAGGCUGGAGCAGAUCAUUGUUAUCUCCAGCUGAUUUUUACCAACACACACUUGAUAGUCUGGUCUCAAACAUUUUUAUUUGGCCGCACCGAUUUGUUUGCUCCUUCAUGCUGUUUGUUGCUAUGUGAAUGUAGGGACACUGAUGUUGAUUUUUUUUGUCAUGAUCAUGGCGUGUGGGCUCUUGAUUAUACCAUUCAAUGAAAUCUCUUCUCUGCACUUUUAAUAGUGACGUCAAAAACAAAGAAAUUACUAAACCACUACACUAAACUGUGUGUGACAGGGUUUGUUUGCAUAUGCGUGCGCAUUAAGCAUCUGUACAUAUUUUUGUUUUUGUUAUUUAUGACUUUUAUUACCGUCUUAUUGUUCCAAGAAUUUAUUGUGCUUUUUCUUGGUGAUCAUCAGUCAUCACAAGAGAAUGAACCACUCAUACUGAUGUGAUUGUAAAAUCAUUGCACACCUUAGAGCCAUUUUUAACAAAUGAGGAUUUUUGUUUCUUUACUUUGCCUUUUGCAGAUAAACUGGUCAUCCUCAAGAAUCUCUUAAUGUUGUUCGCAUAUGUACAUAAUUUGACAUGUUCUUGGUACUAAAACCACUGACCCCAUUCAAGACUAUUUAUUUGGGCUCAAUAAGGAAUGCAUGCAUAAAAGCAUCACACAAAGCAUGAGAAAGAGGGGAAAAAAGGAAGAGACCCGCUAGUGACCAAUACAGGACCAUGCUAACUGAAGUUUUACCUUUACUCUCUACUUAUUCCAUUCUGAGAAGAGUCACUACUUCUCUGUUGUCAGUUCUUGUGAUGCAAUCAUUCUGUUUUUUGCUGACAAGUUACAGCAGCAGUGUGCGAUGGGAUGUUAGCCAUUACAGUUUACAUGAAGGUUGAAUUAAAUCCUGAAGUCAGUGCAUGAUGCAGGAGGCUAUUUUCACAUGCUGCUGGGGUAGCAGUCAAAUUUGAAGUCUUGUUGUGAGUGAUUUGGACCUACGUAUGUUUCCCUGUAGCUGUGUGGGAGUGCUGCAGAGAGUAUUGCAGCACAGUUCCUAAAUUCAUUAGAAUUUUUCUGCACUACCGGAUGACAAACUUUAUAAACUGAGUGAUUGUCACUGUUCAGUAAAGUUAAAAAAAAAAAAAGAAAAAAAAAAAA